UUGUAUUUAAAAACAACAACAUUUAUGACAAGUGCUGUUAAAAUGAUAAAAAAAAUAUCCAUGCUUAAAGUUUCAUAUCCAUAUUUUAAUUUAAUCACCGGGAUAAAAAAAUUAAUGAAUAACAAGCUCAUACGAAUAAAGAUAAACGCUUUGUUUUUGUUUGUUUGUUUGUUUUUGGACCACAAUAGGUCGCGGUGUGAUGACGUCAUCUCUUCACCCUAAAACUGAAGCAUUAACCACAACAACUCGUGAUGUGAUUUAUUCCCCGCCCGUGAACGAAAGUGUGAACGAAAAUUAAUAGUCAUAAUCACAAAUGUAUCGCGAUUAAUAGAAUACGAAGUAGAAUUAAAACGGGAACUAAUAUCGAGAGCGAAAGAGAGAGAGAGAGAGAGAGAGAGAAAAAAGAAAUACAAUUUGGUUCUGUAGUUGCGACGGUGACGUGAGUGAUCCGUGAACGGUCCAAUCAGCUCGGCUUGCUCGUGUGUACGAGCCAAUCAGCGAGCAGAAGGCGGGACUUGUCAGAUGCAGCUAUGAGGAACAAUACGCCUGUCAAAACCAUCCCAUGUUCAUGUGAGAACACAUGAUGGAGAUCCGCCGCUGUCAGAGCUUCUGUUUUAGGCUGCGUUGAUUCAAAAGACAGCUCGUUUCUGUUCUCUGAAGAUGACGAAGGAAUUGAGGUGGACGAUGACUGAAACGAAUUCCUUCGACUCUUUUCUUGUCCACUGAACACUCCUGCGCUCCUGGGAUUCAGCGCCUAAAAAACCCCCCCAGAACACACACAUGAAACAAUGGACAAUAAACGGAGGGAGAAUACGAGAAGCGGAUACUUUGGCAAUGUCAAGAACAGGCUGGGCACCAGGCUGCCGUCGGGCUUCGCACAGCCCCCGGGCUUCGUCACGGCGCCGUGGGGCGCCUCUGUUAACGUUAACGCAAGCCGGGACGUUACGGCCACGGAGCGCCAUCACAUCCGCAACCCCAAGCUGAGACAGUAUUACCUCAAAGAGGCUGCUUUUCCAUCUGACACGUCAACGACAAAGACGCUGGAAUCAGCAGCAGAAUCAAGCAGGAGAGAUGAGCAAGCGGUUCAUCAGGAGGACACAGUGUUCAGUAUAGCCUCCCAGUUUAGUGCCAGACCAGCAGAUACCACCUCAAUCACACAGAAACACUCGUGGACGCUCGCUGACCUUUCUGAGCCCAAACUGGAUGCCGUGACCCCAACGACCCCCGUGUCCCCAUCCACUGACGCUGAAUAUGACAAACUGCUGGACGUGGAGGCGGUGCCGUUGCCUGACGGACAGCGCUGUCUAUUGGCUCUGCCGCCCGAGUUCACGCAGGGGGCGGGACCAGCGGACCUGCCGUGUCUCAAGCUAUUCUGUCGCUUCGUGACCGACCGGAAAGGCGUGGUUUCUGGCAUUCUCCUCGUAGCAGCCAAUAAGAUCUUCUUUGACCCGUAUAAGUCCCUCCCCCUGGUGCAGGAGAACGGCUGCGAAGAGUACCUCUUCUCCUGUCCGGUGGACGAUCUGUCGUCCGUCACCUUCUUCUCCGACGUCUCUCACGUUCACUUCAGCAGGUCCACACCGAGGUGGAAACGUCGUAAGAAAGCAUCAAAGGGUAAAACUUUGAAAGACCCGAUCAUCCACAUCACCGCACGUCGAUCCACGACCGCUUCGACAGCGGGAUCUGCUGCGACCCGCGACGUGCAGGUGGAAACGGCGGAGGACGAGGUCGGGGAGAGCAGGGACAUGGCCGAGGUCGAGCGACAGCUGGAGCAGCUCACGCUGGAGCUUAACACCGGGCGGCAGCUGUGUUCAGAAAGGCAGCUAUCGGGACAUAGCAGGACCAGCUCUAUGAUGUUUGUGAGGAUGCGUCAGAAGCCCCAGCUGGUGAAGAAGAAGGGUUUGGGGACGCUGGAGUUCGGAAAAGCCAAAACAGCGCCAUGCAGAGACGCCUGGUUCCUCCUGAAACAAGAGAGUUCAGACGAGCUGUACGCGUACCUGAGCCACCACCAGCCUGACCUGUGCAUCCUGGAAGGAGGAGGCGAGGAAGAGGAGGCAGGGGACGAAGACGACUUCGUGAUUCUCAGCGACGGAGAAGAGGAAGGAGAGGAAUACGUCCAAGACGGACGCGCCGGAGACGAGUGGGAGAUGGUGUGUGUAGAGGACAGCAGGGUGAAGGAGUCUCUCUCUAUAGACAAAGAGCCUGACGGACUGAGUGACAUUGUGAAGCAGAGCCUCAUAUUGAACGAACAGCACGUCCGAGAGCUGUCGAGCGAGCUUCCUCCUCGGACAGUGGGUCACUCGUGGAGAUUAACCUACAGCACGAGCAAACACGGCGCCAGUCUCAAAACACUCUACAGGAAGCUGAGCGUCUCGGACUCGCCCGUCCUCCUCCUCAUCCGAGACGACGACGAGCAGGUGUUUGGCGGUUUCCUCUCUCACCCCUUGCACCCGAGCGACACGUUUUACGGUACAGGAGAGACCUUCCUCUUCCUCCUUCACCCUCGAUUUAAGUGCUUCCGUUGGACAGGCGAAAACUCCUUCUUCAUUAAAGGUGACCUCGACUCCUUUGCCAUCGGCGGCGGAAGGGGACACUUUGGCCUGUGGCUGGACGAGUCUCUGUACGUGGGCAGGAGCAGUCCGUGUUACACCUUUAACAACUGCAGCCUGUCUGAGAAGAGCGACUUCCAGGUGCUGGAGCUCGAGGCCUGGACCUUCUGGUGAUCUCACAGUUCCGCAGAUCCGAGCUGUAAAAGGGCUGCCCGGCGGUGGAGUGAGAAUUAUUCCGAAGACUCGGAGAUCUCCGAGACGUUUAAGAUCCGCCAGGAGUCCGCGGGGCGGAAAAGCAAUAUCGGAUGAAUGUUUGUUCGUAUCGAGGACAUUACGUACGUUUCAAGUCCCUACACGGAGGACCUCGACGAAAGGACACGAUCGUCGUUAAAUCGUAACAAUUGUAACGACCGCCGUUUCUUCUUCGCCGCGUACGAUCGUACGCAACCUCGACGCCUUGUAGAAUAGAUCAGAUCGAUGGAGCUCCGUCGAUUAAAAACCACACGCUUAUCUCCGAUAUUCUCACGUCCACUCACGUCCACCGCUUUCGCAUCGUCGUCUACCCCAGCGUGAAAUAGCGUCUUAGCCGCAAAUGUUCCGUAUGUUCACGUAUCUCCGACGGAAACAAGAAGUGACGUGUCGAACCGCAUGACCGGUUUACACCCCAACAGCCAAUAGCGUUCGAGAUGAGCCUCACACACACACCCACCCACCCACCCCCACCCCCAUCCUAACCAAACCUGUCCGUAGUGUAGCGAAAAUAACCUACUAGCUAAAUAUGUAGAACAGCGAAGAGUUUCAGAUCUUCGGAAAUAUAGGACGGAACUACCGCGGAAUCACCGUGACACCGAUACAUGACCGCGUGCCGUUAACCACAACCGUGCUAGUGAGUCCCUCCAGGAUUCUGCGAUCAAGGAAACGCCGUGAAUAAUCGGAAGAUCGAGCGUUUCGAGUUGUGAUCUGGAGAAAGCGGGGCAGAAAUAUAAAUAAAUAACUCACGGACUUUCUGGACUCGCGUAGCUCGACGAUACUUUCAUCCGGUGUCUACAAAUGGAGUCGGCAGUGUAGGACAAUCCGAUCGGAGGUGUAAAGAUAUCACGAUGAACGCGAUAUCUCAGAAACGUGUAUCGUGACAUCAUCCUAUUACCAUAUUAAUAUUUUAUCGUUAUACUGCCCAGGCUGAAAACGACUCCCCGCCCCCAUCAUUGUUUUCAUAUCAGUCCGUCCAGGAUUCCGUGAGUCUUGCGAUCGCAGGAACGAACGCAAAAAUCGAGCAAAACUCCAAAAUAUUCGGCGGAGCUUGCAGGUUUUUUUUUUUUGUUUUUUUUAAUCACCGUCGGGUUUUCCGUAGAUCCGUGCGGAGACGUGCGUUCACCCGAAAGCGCCCUUCGAUUCACGCGUACGGAUAAAAAAACGUCUCGCGUACCAACAGACAUCGCUGUUAAAGACCGUGCAGAACGAUUCCGUGCGAUUUCACGGGGGGGGGGGGGACGCAAAUUUUUUUUAAAAAGCUGCAGCAAAAUCGAGCGUUUUUUUGUUGUUUUUUUUUUGCCCGCGACGAUCACAAACGAUAAAACUCCGAAAUCCUGCCCGGACCGCGUAUUCACGUUCAAAACCUCCGAAACACCAUUUUCUAUUUCACGUCAAGUCUUCGUCUCUGUUCGGACGCCUAGACGACGGGACGAGUUCCAUCGCGCUGCCUUUAAAACGAAGGCCGACUUGAAACGGACUCUAAACCGGCACCGAUGUUAACAACGAUACGUUCGAACACUGAAAAGCACUCUUAAAAUACACAAGGGGUAAAACCGCGUAGGUGCGAGCACGAGAGACGGGAAUGCGAAAACGCUUUCACCCAAAAUAAACAACGAGAAGCGUUCGAUUCUGAUUCGCGAAGGAUCGGCGGCCAUUUUGCUUCACGGUUUUCGCUCACCAGGACAGACCUGUCGAGACCCGGUCGCCGACGUCACAUUAAAACGCCUCCUCCAAGCUUUAACCUACAGGGGCUGUAAGUGUUUCCGAGCUUCAUUAGCUAGCACGUUAGCUAGCUGCGUUUAUUUAAAGGAAGUGUACGGUUUGGAAAUCUAACCUGCGUUUAAAAAGGGAAUUGUCACUAAGUACGGCACGCUCACACCUCAUCUUAUCUCAUCGCUGUAACUAUUAUAUAUUAAUAUAUAUAUAUAUAUACACAUAUAAACAAUAAAUCUUCUAAUUAAAAUCACGGUGGUGUUUUUGCCAACAUGAAGGUUCCAGACGUCGACGACAAAACAAGUAGAAAAGCUCUUGAUUUUCCCGGUACGCCAUUUUCCUGCACAACAAAUACAUCGGUACAGGGGAAGUAUUCAUAGAGCGAACAGGACGCUUCAAAUGAAACAAGUUUGCUCUUGUUUGCACUGAUGCUACGACGCUGAUGUAGCUAACAAGUAAUAAAAAAAAAAUAUCCAUCUUAGCCAAAAUGUUGGGGUUUUUUUUUUUUUUGUUGGUGUAAAUUUCCUCCUCAAACCACAUCCAGUUCUUCAGUAAAGUCGAAGAUGUGGUUUAGGACCGAGUAGGACUCCCUGUUCGCUAUAAAACCAUGAAUUAAACUCUACCGUGUAGCCGUACGGUGUAAUAUUAUGACGGCGGCCAUCUUGGACAACUGAAAUCGCUUUGUUUUUCCUUAAUCUUUUUAGUACAUUUUUUUUUUGUUUUGUAUAUAUUCCCGUCAGACUUAGAAAAAAACGUCGAAACGUUGAAUUUCUUUGUACGUUUCUCAUGUGCGAAUGUUUAUAGAUGCCAUGAAUUACCGAGUGCCUUCACGGCACAGCUGAAAACUCGCACGAGUCGAACUCGCGUAAUGAGCCCGUAGAGCUAAAGCCUGGAUUACGCGCACUCGCUUUUAGCUAGGCAUGUGCGUACACAAGAUGGCCGCCUAGCCUGGCACACCCCGUGCUAGUUUCGAGCGUCGCUUCGAGCGCGGCCUCCAAAAUGAACGUGUGCUGCGAUACCGACGUGAACAGCGGGGGGGCAGUAUAGCACCAUGUCACACUGGGUGUCUGCGAAUAACUAAACGGACUAGCGUAGCGUCUCAAAUCGAAUGUCAAACUAUUCGGUACUAAUAUUAACCGGUUUUCGUGUUUGUAUUUAUUUAUUUAUUUAUUUAAAACCCUCUCAUGUAGUCUUCAAACCUACUGAACGCUCUAUGUUGUGUAGAUCUUCUAGACGUUUGAACGGAAGGUCCGGGUUUGAACGACGACAGAAAGUCACGCGACGUUGUGUGGUCAUUAGCGGUCAGCUGCGUUAGCGAUCGUAGCUCAAGUGCAAAACUUCAGGAGCGAACGUCGGACAUCCGUUGGCCCGCGGUACUUUAACGAAAAGGUGCGAAUUUGAUUUGGAGGCAGAUUCCUACCUACUUGAAAUCGAUACGUUUAUACACUGAGAUCACGGUACGGUCACACGGUCUCAAUCCCCCGUUUACCUCCAACUGCCUCCGAUCAUCUAAAGCGGUAAAAAAAAACAACCAACAUUUAAGUAUAAUAUGAUCGUCAGAGAUUAAAUCAUAAUAUCAUGAUGACUUUUGCAGGAUGAGUAAAUUCUUUCUUUCCAAUAAUAAUAAUAAUAAUAAUAAAAAGAACAACAAUAAUAACACUGGGUUUUAUUUGUUCCAUAAAUAUAAGGAAAGCAGCGGCUUUGAACCCAAAUCUUACGGAAAUAACAAU
Ictalurus furcatus (blue catfish) is the source of this 6241-nucleotide messenger RNA. Its product is annotated as oxidation resistance protein 1. The coding region runs from base 789 to 2720 and encodes 643 amino acids. The record is from RefSeq and is a predicted model, not a curated record. The transcript has 16 exons. Gene Ontology annotation, biological process: response to oxidative stress; regulation of transcription by RNA polymerase II. Gene Ontology annotation, cellular component: nucleus. NCBI's taxonomy places the organism in Eukaryota, Metazoa, Chordata, Actinopteri, Siluriformes, Ictaluridae.